AAGGGAGAGGAGAGGGAGAGAGUUGAGGGAUUGACACAAAUGGUCGGGCGGCGGAGGCGGCGAAGGAGGCGGAGGCGCAGGGGGGAGCCGAGGCCACAGGGCUGCCGUGAGUUGAGCGCUCUACGGGGCUGCGGCCACUAGCGCGGCGCCGCCAGCCGGGAGCCAGCGAGCCGAGGGCCAGGAGGGCGAGACGCGACCCCAGCGUGCCCGAGCCAUCCCGGCUCUACCCGCCGCCGGCGCUUCAUGAAUCGCAAGUUUCUGCGGCAGCGGCGGCUGCGGGACGCGGAGCGGGAGCCGGCCGAGCGGGCCUCGGGCUGGACGGAGGGCACCGGCGCAGAGGAGAUCUCCCCGGACACAGGGGAGACCGCCGCCGGCCGCGGCACAGCUAGCCCCAGCCAAGCGGCGCCGAGAAAGUAUGGCUGAGGAGGAGGCGCAUAAGAAGUGCCGGGCCGCCGGCGGCAGCGGGAGCUGGGAACUUUGUGUCCGGUCUCUCCUGGCCGGGCCGCCGGCGGAGGGGAGCGGGGAUACCGGCAGCCGCCGCCGCCCCCAUCCCCGUCCCCCAGCUGACCCCGGACGCUUGGCGCGCAGGCUGCUGCUGCUACUUUGGCUGCUGGAGGCUCCGCAGCUGCUGGGGGUCCGGGCGCAGGCGGCGGGCCAAGGGCAGGGGCCCGGGCCGGGCCAGCAGCCCCCGCCACCGCCUCAGCAGCAGCAGAGCGGGCAACAGUACAACGGCGAGCGGGGCAUCUCCAUCCCAGACCAUGGCUACUGCCAGCCCAUCUCCAUCCCGCUGUGCACGGACAUCGCGUACAACCAGACUAUCAUGCCCAACCUGCUGGGCCACACGAACCAGGAGGACGCGGGCCUCGAGGUGCACCAGUUCUACCCUCUGGUAAAGGUGCAGUGCUCCGCCGAACUUAAGUUCUUCCUGUGCUCCAUGUACGCUCCCGUGUGCACCGUGCUGGAGCAGGCGCUGCCUCCCUGCCGCUCCCUGUGCGAGCGAGCGGGCACCCCGACCCCCUCGUUGCUGCCAGAGUUCUGGACCAGCAACCCCCAGCACGGCGGCGGACACCGGGGCGGCGGCUACCCGGGGGGCGCCGGCGCGUCCGAGCGAGGCAAGUUUUCGUGCCCGCGCGCCCUCAAGGUGCCUUCCUACCUCAACUACCACUUCCUUGGGGAGAAGGACUGCGGUGCGCCCUGUGAGCCGACCAAGGUAUACGGGCUCAUGUAUUUCGGGCCGGAGGAGCUGCGCUUCUCGCGCACCUGGAUCGGCAUCUGGUCGGUGCUGUGCUGCGCCUCCACCCUCUUCACGGUGCUCACGUACCUGGUGGACAUGCGGCGCUUCAGCUACCCGGAGCGACCCAUCAUCUUCCUAUCGGGCUGCUACACGGCGGUGGCGGUGGCCUAUAUCGCCGGCUUCCUGCUGGAGGACCGGGUGGUGUGUAACGACAAGUUCGCCGAGGACGGGGCGCGCACGGUGGCGCAGGGCACCAAGAAGGAGGGCUGCACCAUCCUCUUCAUGAUGCUCUACUUCUUCAGUAUGGUCAGCUCCAUCUGGUGGGUGAUCCUGUCGCUCACCUGGUUCCUGGCGGCCGGUAUGAAAUGGGGCCACGAAGCUAUAGAGGCCAACUCACAGUACUUCCACCUGGCCGCCUGGGCCGUGCCCGCCAUCAAGACCAUCACCAUCUUAGCUCUGGGCCAGGUGGACGGCGACGUGCUGAGUGGGGUGUGUUUCGUGGGGCUCAACAACGUGGAUGCGCUGCGCGGCUUCGUGCUGGCGCCCCUUUUUGUGUACUUGUUCAUUGGCACCUCCUUCCUGCUGGCGGGCUUCGUGUCGCUCUUCCGCAUCCGGACCAUCAUGAAGCACGAUGGCACCAAGACCGAGAAGCUGGAGAAGCUCAUGGUGCGCAUCGGCGUCUUCAGCGUGCUCUACACGGUGCCGGCCACCAUAGUCAUCGCCUGCUACUUCUAUGAACAGGCCUUCCGGGACCAGUGGGAGCGCAGCUGGGUGGCCCAGAGCUGCAAGAGCUACGCCAUCCCCUGCCCCCACCUCCAGGCGGGCGGGGGCGCCCCGCCCCUCCCGCCCAUGAGCCCCGACUUCACAGUCUUCAUGAUCAAGUACCUUAUGACGCUGAUCGUGGGCAUCACGUCGGGCUUCUGGAUCUGGUCGGGCAAGACCCUCAACUCCUGGAGGAAGUUCUUCACCAGGCUCACCAACAGCAAACAGGGGGAGACCACCGUCUGAGGACGGAGGUACCCAGCCCGUUCCCAGCUCCUCGGCCCAGUCCCAGCCACUCCACAAGAGCCAGCCCCAGGAAUCCAUCCCAAGCCUGGCUACUCAAGUCUUCCUCGCUAGACAGACACUUCUGCAGGCUUCUUUUAACGACGCAACUCCUGCAAAAGCGUCAGUCCCGGGGGCAGACGGACAUGGGGGCCGACUCUACCCUAACACUCUGGUACCAGGACUGUACACUUUUAUGAUUGUAAAUAGACUGUAAGAUUUUUGUAAGUAUAUUUGUAUUUAAAUGACGGCCGAUCACGCGUUUUUCUUUUUUAAUUUUGAUUAUUUAGGACGGUUCAACCAUUUGAGGCUUUUUCCUUUUCGCGCUUUUGGGAGUACUGCAGAGGGGAAAACUCGAGCGCAUCCUCCCUGCUGCGUGUUGCAGGGGUCUGUCUGGGCACCGGCUCUGGGUCAAGUCCUGCGCGGCGGGGUGCGGCUGGGGUCACUUCUCUUCUCCUUCUUCUGCUCCCUCCUUUCUCUUCCCUUGCUUGGGGUGGGGCCUCUUUAGAUAACGAACACCACAAAGCUUCCAAAUCCUGUGGUGGGCCCCUGCCCAUUCGAUUCAACCCUCACCCAUCCCAAUUCAGCCCCUCGCCCGAGGGCAAAUUGAGAAGGCCUGUCCCUUAGACUUCGAGAAGAUAAAGUUUCACUGUGGAGAACCUUCCCCCCAGCCCCGCAGGCGUUCACUGGUGUGGCCACGGGCAGUCCCAGUCUCCCUCCUCUCUCCCCUUCUGGGCCCAGACACUCCCUCCUCCAUCCUUAAGUUGGUUGGAGGGUGAGUGGGAUAACCAAUACCAAACUUUUUUUUUUGAUGGAUGAGCUCAUUUCAUUCCCAAGCGUCUAAAACCUGGGAUGGGUUUGGCCGGCGUCAUGGAAAGAUGUGGUUACUGAGAUUUGGGAAGAGGCAUGAAGCUUUGUGUGGGUUGGGAGAGACUGAAGAUGGGGUUACAAAAUGUUAAUUCUAAUCGCACACUGAUGCCUGGCAACCUGCCCCUAGAACUGAGACAGACGAGCAUUUAGAUUUUACCAUUCUGUAAAAUGAAAAUGUUGAGGUCACUUGGAAAGCUUUGUUAAGGAGUUGAUAUUUGCCGUCAGUAAAAGGACAGCAGCACAUAAUCAGAAUAUGAAAACGUGAAGGAGAUUUCAGUGUAAUGGACUUCCCCAGAUUGAGUGCUGUUUUCUUAUUUUUAAUCAAACAAUAAUUAGAUAUAUAUCAAAAACUUUAAAAUGUAAAUUUCUACAUUUUCAACUUAUUAUUAUUCAGCCACAUAUUCUGAGGGAGAAACAAUGCACUCUAUUAAUAAUAACUUGAUAAGAUUUCAGAAGGUAAAGAAAGUGUUUUAAUGGAUGGGGUUAGCUCCUCAAACAAAAUACUGGCAUGCAUGCUAAAGGGAAAAUGUGUGCAGGUCUGCGUUAAAUCUUGUGUCCUCCUUUUAUACAGAUUUACAGAAAUUUGUCAGAUGUAAACCUUUCAAAGCCAUUUAAAUAUCUUCUGUUCUCUGUGAAAAGGAGGAGAAAAACAAUCCUCCUGAUUGUAUUGUUAUAAACUUUAAGAGUUUAUCAAAAUGCUGGUACUUAGGACUUAAAUUUAUCUAUGUCUGUCACACCCUAAAAUGACAAUGGUCUUUGAAUUUGGUAUACAUUUAUUCUGUUCACUAUCACAAAAUCAUCUAUAUUUAUAGAGGAAUAGAAGUUUAUAUAUAUAAAA
Messenger RNA from Choloepus didactylus (southern two-toed sloth), 3986 nucleotides. RefSeq names its product frizzled-1-like. Gene Ontology annotation, cellular component: plasma membrane. NCBI's taxonomy places the organism in Eukaryota, Metazoa, Chordata, Mammalia, Pilosa, Megalonychidae. Gene Ontology annotation, biological process: canonical Wnt signaling pathway; non-canonical Wnt signaling pathway. Gene Ontology annotation, molecular function: Wnt-protein binding; Wnt receptor activity. The record is from RefSeq and is a predicted model, not a curated record.